Molecule: messenger RNA, 2951 nt
Organism: Dipodomys ordii (Ord's kangaroo rat)
Lineage: Eukaryota; Metazoa; Chordata; Mammalia; Rodentia; Heteromyidae
Gene: Twf1
Product: twinfilin actin binding protein 1
Exons: 8
Biological process (GO): regulation of lamellipodium assembly; actin filament depolymerization; barbed-end actin filament capping
Cellular component (GO): cytoplasm; myofibril; actin filament
Molecular function (GO): actin monomer binding; actin filament binding
Source: RefSeq, a predicted model, not a curated record
UUUCCAUAUAGAGAAGAAAUUUUUUUUAAAAAGAGCUUUAUCCUUAUCUUUUUUUCCACAGCAAGUGAAGAUGUUAAAGAGAUCUUUGCCAGAGCCAGAAACGGGAAAUACAGACUUCUGAAAAUAUCUAUUGAAAAUGAGCAACUUGUCGUUGGAUCUUGUAGUCAGCCUGAAGAUUCCUGGGAAAAGGAUUAUGAUUCCUUUGUCUUGCCCCUGUUGGAGGACAAGCAGCCGUGCUACCUGUUGUUCAGGUUAGAUUCUCAGAAUGCGCAGGGAUAUGAAUGGAUAUUCAUUGCAUGGUCUCCAGAUCAUUCUCAUGUUCGUCAAAAAAUGUUGUAUGCAGCAACAAGAGCAACUCUGAAAAAAGAAUUUGGAGGUGGCCACAUUAAAGAUGAAGUAUUUGGAACAGUAAAGGAAGAUGUAUCAUUACAUGGUUACAAAAAAUAUCUGCUGUCCCAGUCUUCCCCAGCGCCCUUGACUGCAGCUGAGGAAGAAUUAAGGCAGAUUAAAAUUAACGAGGUACAGACUGAUGUAGGCGUGGACACGAAGCAUCAAACACUACAAGGAGUAGCCUUUCCUAUUUCUCAAGAAGCUUUCCAGGCUUUGGAAAAACUGAGCAACCGACAGCUCAACUAUGUGCAGUUGGAAAUAGAUAUAAAAAACGAAAUUAUAAUUUUGGCCAACACCACAAGUACAGAACUGAAAGAUUUGCCAAAGAGGAUUCCCAAGCAUUCGGCACGCUACCAUUUCUUCCUAUAUAAACAUUCACACGAAGGAGACUACUUGGAGUCCAUAGUUUUUAUUUAUUCAAUGCCUGGAUACACAUGCAGUAUAAGAGAACGGAUGCUGUACUCAAGCUGCAAGAGCCCUCUACUAGAAAUUGUAGAGCGACAACUGCAGAUGGAUGUAAUCAGAAAGAUUGAGAUAGACAAUGGAGAUGAAUUGACUGCAGACUUCCUUUACGAGGAAGUGCAUCCCAAGCAGCAUGCACAUAAGCAAAGUUUUGCAAAACCGAAAGGUCCUGCAGGGAAAAGAGGAAUCCGAAGACUGAUUAGGGGUCCAGCCGAAACGGAAGCCACUGAUUAAAAUCGGUCUGUUCAACAUCGCAAUACUAGUUAUUUUUUAAAGUCCACUUUUAGGAUACAGGAGAACUGAAAUCAUUCCAUGUUGAUAUACAGUAGGGAAGAAAAUUGUACUUUUUGAAAAAUAGCACUUUUCACUUGUGUGUGUUUAUAAAAUGUUAUGGGAGACUCAUGAUUUCUAUUUUUGAGUUCAAGCUGGGAGAGGUUUUAACACAGCAUUGUUUAGUUUUUGUCACACCUUUUUCAUUGAGUGUUGAUUUCACACAAAUAAUUCUGAACAUUUUAUAUAGCUGGGCCAUUUCCAGAAAGUCUUGAUGUCUUAAAGUAGGAUAUACUAUAUUUAGUGAAACAUCUGGGUUUUUUUUUGUUUGCUUUUUUGAAAUACUCACCUUGAUGAAUAUGCUAAGGAACAGGUUAGAUUACUUUCUAAGCUGGAAAUGUAUGUGCCUAGGAAGAGGUGGAAAGUUGCUUACUCUGAGAAGCUGUGCUGUCAAACCUGGACUGUGUCUGCAUCUUGGAGAAAUAAUCAUACCAGUCUUUUCUAUUUUAACUUUCUUGGUUUUUUUAAUGGCAUUAAAAUUUCAGAGUAGCUCACUCUGAAACUAUAGGGUACCAGAUACUUACUCUACUGAAGGAUUUCUGACAGACUGCCUUGGUGAAUCUCUUUCCAUUGCUUAAAAAAAAAAUGUUUUUCCAAGGAAAUCAUUUCAUUGUAAGUGCAGUGAGACCCACAGUGCUCAUGUUCAGACUGAAAUUCAAAUGAGUGAUCAUUGAAAAGGAAACAAGACUAAAAAGUUUUCCUUUUCAAAACCAUGGGUUUAUAGACAAAUCAUGUUCUUUUAUCCUUGUGCUACAAAUACUCAAAUUUAAAUUGUUUAAAGUCCUAGUACUGAAUAGCCUAACUUAGCUUAAGAAUGUUGUUUGAGUUAAUAUCUCAUUUAAAAAUGCAUUUAACUGUCUUCUAAAGCUUUUGCAUUUUCAUUUAGAACCUAGAGAGACUUUGAGCCUUUGAUACUUGAAAUAGAGGGAGCUGGAAUACAUAUUUAAUUGGUUAACCUGCAGCAGAGCCAUAAUCUUGAAAAGCUUUUGAAAGGAACUGUGGGUAUGCAGAAUUUGGGAUUUCUUGACUUAAACUUCAUGAUGCCUAAACAGUAUCAGAAAUGCACAUUUCAUAGUGUAAAAUAUGAAGCAUUCUUUGCUAAACCUUAUCACCCAAGGUAGAAGACAUACCUUUCAGAAAUUCAGUGUGUGUUCAAGUAAAGGAUAUAAGGAUAAUUAUGGGUUGGCAGAUUAAAAAAAUAGAAUUAAGAAUAUUUGUGUGGUUUUUGCUUGUUUACAAAAUAAUUAGAGUAUAAUAUUUAAACUUGCAAAAUAGUUGACAAUGAUGUUGCACUUGUUUACUAAAGAUAUACUUUAUAAAGUUCCUUAGGUGCACAAAUAGAAACACAUACCCACCAAUUAUUGCAAUGAGAGGCCUGGGGUUCUGUUUGAGACUGUAGUUAAAGUGGUCCGUUGCAGUCAGGAAGAACAGGACCUGUCAUGAAUAUAAAGAGGAUGUCAGCAGUAAACGUUUUUCUGUAUCUCCAUGCGCAAUUACACUCUUAAAUUCUACACUACAUGACAGUAAAUGGACAUUCCAGAAUAUAGAUAUGAUUAUAUUAUCUUACUAAUUAUUAUUUAAUGCAAUGAUUUCUGAAGAAUCACUUCUGCAUUUGUUUUAGAGGAUAACUCAUUGUUUACAGGAUGUUUUAGGUGACACUAGAUGUGAAUAACAUUCCCAAUAAAUUUAUAUAGCAGUGAAAAAUUACAUGCCUUCUGUGGACAUUUUAUAAGUGCAUUUUAUAUCGCAAUAAAAUUUUUUCUCUUUAA